AGCUGUUCUAGUUAUGAUCCCAGCCUCCAGCCUUUAGGGGCGUCCAGCACUCUGUUUGCUGGGCCCUAGCCCUGUCACCAUGAUGAUGCCUGAUAUCGAUGGCAGCCUGAAGUCCGCCAGCUGGGCUUCAGACUUCCUGCGACACCUGGCGCGGGAGGAAGUGGAUCAGGCGCUGCAGAUCGCCAAUAAGGCCCUGGACGCAGCACGAGACGCCGGCACCAAGGCCAAUGCCUUUUUGGCCCUGGCGCGAGCGCAGCUGCUGGGGCGCGAGCUGCUGAAGGCCGUGGAGGCUGCUGAGCAGGGUGUGGAAGCUGCCAAAAAAGCAGAUGCGCUGACUCAAGCGACAGCCCACCAAAUUGCGGCCAAGGCCUAUCUCGCCACCUUCCAAGUGCCCGAAGCGACUGCCGCCGCCGAUGCGGCCGUCGAGGUGGCUCAAGGAAAAGCAGAGGCAGCCGCGUUGACCACACGUGCUCAGGUGUGUCUUGCACGAGACAAGAAGCAGGAGGCCUUAAAGGUUGCGAGACAAGCAGUAUCUCUCUUCAAGGAGGGCAAAGACCAGCAGGGAGAGGCAGCUGCUGGGGAGGUGGCGGUGCGUGGAUGCCUUGCAGCCAAGAAAGGUAGCGAGGCACUACGUGCAGCCAAUGAGGUGCUGGCCAUCUACCAGGGCAGUGGCAGCGAAGGGGAGAGCAGUGCGCUGCUCUUGCUGGCGAAGACAAAACAGGCUCUUGGAGAGUCCAGUGAAGCGCAAGAGCUUGCGCAAAAGGCAGUUGACAUUUUCGAAAAGAAGGGCGAUCGACAGAUGCAGGGAGUCACUCUCAAGCAGCUGGCAGACAUAUGCUUGGCAGGUGGACACAACAUUGAUGGUUGGCAGUACACCAGAGAAGCGUUGGAGUGCUUCCGAGAAGCAGGGCAUCAGCGUGGAGAGGCCUCGACACUCUGCCAGAUCGCUGCCGCGCACGUGGAAAAUGGUGUCUUUGAAGAGGCUUUGCGGAUAGCGGAAGAGGGGGUGGCCAUGUGUCGAGAAAGGAGCGACAGGCCUCAGUUGGGUGCCACUCUGAACGUCAUUGCGACUGCCCACGUUGGCCAACUCCGCUUUGCCCGGAGUGACCAGCAGGAACAGCAAAUGAAUUGGAAGGCCAGACUUGCGGGAAAGGAAGCCUUAGCGAUUCUGCAGUCUGUUGGGGAUCGCGUGGGCGAAGCCAGUGCUCUGAAGAGUUUGGCCUCGGCAUUUCUGAAUUACGGAAAUGCUGCUGAGGCUCGUUCCAAAGCGAAACAAGCUGUGGAGAUUGGCAAGGAGAUUGGCAACAAGCAGAUCGAAGGUGAGAAUUUGCUGCUUGUAGCACAAACCAAGAUACAUGAGAACAAGGAGGAGGGUGCCCGCUUAGCACGGCUGUCCGAAAAAUUGCUUCGGGAAGCAGGCGUUGCAUCCGCAGCACGAAAUGCUGGUGACGUGCACGACUUCAUUCGUGGCUAUGGAAGUGCUCCCAAGGAAGCAAAGAAGAAGGGUCUAGCGCAGCCAGCCGAUUUGAAGACUGACAUCACGUUGGACAUGGAGGAUACAAAACAUCGUCUCGCAUACUUCCACGGUUUCACAGCUCGCUCUGUUCGUCCUCGUUCGUGAAGUGGUGGUGUGAACCGCACAUAUCCUGGUGCUGCAAGGGCUAUGCUUUGGAUUCUUCCUUGGAAGCGCCUGUCAAAAGA
This is a messenger RNA of Cladocopium goreaui, 1701 nucleotides long. NCBI's taxonomy places the organism in Eukaryota, Dinophyceae, Suessiales, Symbiodiniaceae. The record is from the annotation of a GenBank genome assembly.